Molecule: messenger RNA, 4982 nt
Organism: Myotis lucifugus (little brown bat)
Lineage: Eukaryota; Metazoa; Chordata; Mammalia; Chiroptera; Vespertilionidae
Gene: DLEC1
Product: deleted in lung and esophageal cancer 1
Exons: 33
Coding region: 91-4887 (1598 amino acids)
Biological process (GO): negative regulation of cell population proliferation
Source: RefSeq, a predicted model, not a curated record
UGACGACACCGACGACGCUGUGGAGGAGGGAGGCAAAGCGGAAAAGGCGGGGCCAGCAGCGGAAGUGCCGUUAGCGGCGUCUUAGUUGCCAUGGAGCCCGGACCAGCCAGAGACCGCCGCUCCUCCAAGUCUGGAUCCUACGCGUUCGCGGGGGCAACAUGGACGACAACCUCGCGUCUGCCGCGGAUCUGCAGCCCCAGCCAGUCCGUCUGGCUGUCCUCCCUCGCUUACCCCGAGUCUUUCCAUCCCAGCUUCAGGAGUCGGCCCCGCCGCUUCUCGCUGCCCACGCUCCCACAGCUGCCGGAGCCGCAGCUGCUGCGCCUGCGCCCCACCUCCCUGCGCACCCAGGACAUCUCGCACCUGCUCACCGGCGUCUUCCGGAAUUUGUACACGGCCGAGGUGUUCGGCGACGACGUGAGCACAAAUCUGAUCAAGGCCCGCGGCAGCGAGGAUGAGGUCCACGAGGAGUUCGUGGAUGAGCUGCAGCAGAUUCGGAAGCUCUAUAAGCAGCGGUUGGAUGAGUUUGAAAUGUUGGAGAGACAUAUCAUUCAGGCCAGUGCACGGACCAUCGCGGAGAGAGAGCGGACCAUGCACCCAGCCAAAGUCCAGGAACUUGAGCCCAGCAUCAAGAUGCCUCCAGUGAAGACUAUCUUCAGAUGGUGCGUGGACAACAAGUUGCUACAGAAGCAUCACUUGAUCUGCCCGGACGAUUACUACAGCGAUCCAGUGCCAUUUUGCUCUGCGCCCAAAGGCAGCUGCGAGCCUGGAUAUUUGAAACUGACCUUCAGUUGUGAGCAGCAUGCCACCCCGAAGAAAGAGUGGACCAAGAAGCCCGCAGCGCCGCCCUGCAGGAAGCUUCCCAGGAGGCCUGAGGACGAGUCCGACUACACCUUGGACAGCCUGACCUGGGACUCACCCUUAAAGGCCAAAGACAGGACCACGGAAACUGCCAAGAAAGCAGGUCCGCCGACGAAUAAGAGCUGGAUGAACCACCUGCCGAUGCCCCAGAGGAGACUGGAGCGGCUCCUCCUGGCCAAGAUGGAGAACCGGACCUGCUUCCUGAGAAACCCGCGCUUCUUCCCUCCGAACACGCCCCGUGGAGGCAAGUCUCUCAUCUUCCCGCCCCGGAAGCCGGAGGGAGAAUUCCAGAGUGAAGAGCUGAGCUCUGCUGAUGUGCCGGUGUUCAUCGCUAACCCACCAGUCAUCUUUUUCACAGAUUAUGAAAUUGGAAAAGUGUAUGAGAUGGUCAUCUCCCUGCAGAACACCACCUCGACCAGCCGCAACCUGCGAGUCAUCCCGCCCGCCACUCCGUACUUCUCUCUGGGAUUGGGAAUGUUCCCAGGAGACAAUGGAAUGGUGGCUCCUGGAAUGAUCUGCCAGUACACUGUCCAGUUUUUCCCCGACUGCCUGGGGGACUUUGAUGAUUUUAUUGUGGUUGAGACCCAGUCAGCCCACCCACUCCUGAUCCCCCUGCAGGCCCGGAGGCCGCCCCCAGUGCUGACGUUGUCGCCGGUGCUGGACUGUGGUUACUGCCUCGUCGGGGAAAUGAAGGUGACCACUUUCCUCUGUAAGAACGUGGGCUGCAGCGCCGCCAAGUUCUGUGUGAUCCCCGAGAAGACCUGGCCGCCCACGAGUUUCAGGGCCAUCACAAUCUCUGGCUUCGCUGAGCACCCUCCCUUUGGGAUCAUGCCUUCGGUGUUCGAGCUGGCUCCGGGGAAGGAGAUACUAAUGGAGGUCUGGUUUCUCCCAACGAGCUUUGGGAAGGCAGAGCAGACCUUCGUGAUGGCGUGCGACAACUGCCAGAUAAAGGAGCUGGUGACGUCAGGAAUGGGGCAGCUGGUUGCUUUGGAGCUGGUCUAUAUUUCUGGGGAGAAAAGCCAGCCAGAGCCUGGAGAGCUCACGGACUUAACAGCCCAGCACUUCAUACGCUUUGAGCCUGAAAACCUUCAGUCCACAGCGAGGAGGCAGCUGCUUAUUAGAAACGCUACGCACGUGGAGCUGGCCUUCCACUGGCAGGUCAUGGUGCCCAACCUGCAGGCCCUGAUGCCCGGAGAGACCUACAGCCCGGACAGGAUCAAAAGCUGCCCCGACAGGGACACGGCCUUCGCCAUGACCCCCGAGCGGGGCACCCUCAACCCCUUCGCGGACCACGAGUUCAUCCUGAGCUUUUCCCCUCACCAGGGGCCGGCCCUCGUCAUCAGCGUCUCGGCCCUGCAGUUCGGGUUGCUGCGCCUGGGGCACAAGGCCACCAAGUGCGUCCGCAUCCAGAACACCAGCCCGCUCUCGGCCACGUGGCUCCUGAAGGAGAGCGCGGUCUGCCUGGAGGAGAGGCAGGAGGAUGUGUCUCCUUUCGACAUUGAGCCCUCCGGCGGCGAGGUGCACCCUCUGGGGGAGUGCAGGGUGAACAUCACCUUGGAGGCUCGUCAGGCCCAGUGUCUGCAGACGGUCCUGGUGCUGGAGGUGGUGAACGGGCCCUGGAGCUACCUCCCUGUGUACGCCGAGGUGCAGGAGCCCUACAUGUACCUUCAGAGCAGCCAGGUGGUGGUCAACAACCUCUACCUGGGCGUGCCCACGAAGGCAGACAUCACACUCAUCAAUGGCACGCUCCUGCCCACCCGGUUCCACUGGGGCAAGCUCCUGGGGCACCAAGCAAGCUUCUGCAAAGCAAAAGUCUCCCCCAGACGUGGCAAAGUGGGCCCCGGUGAGGAGUUCCAGCUCACCCUGGAGCUGACCGCUCACACCCAGGACGAGCUGACCGAUCUGGCCCUCCCUUGCACUGUGUCAGGCAUGAAGGAGCCGCUGGUUCUGGGCAUUUCUGGGAAACCCCAGGGACUGCAAGUGAGCAUCACCAUCCCUGCGGAGGGCGCCGCUAGAAGUGUUCCCAGCACAGAGCCCGGCCACACGGAGGAGCUCCGCCUGGACUUCGGCCCGGCAGUGCCACUGAGGACCUGCGUGAAUCGCCAGCUCGUCCUGACCAAUCGCUCCCCGAUCCAGACCUUCUUCACCCUCAAGUUCAAGUACUUCGGGAGCCCUCUGAAACGCCUGAGCCAGAAGCCCAGCAUCCCCGAUGUGUCCCCUGCCCUGCUGAAGACGGAUCGGAUUCGCCAGCAGUUGGCCAAGCGAGAGCAGCUGGAGUUCAUGGAAAACAUGUUGUCUCACGGGAAAGGAGCAUCCUUCUUCCCCCACGUUUCCCAGGGCAAGCUGGACGCCCACCAGCAGCUCUGCGUUGACAUCACAGGCUGCGCGAACAUGUGGGGCGAGUACUGGGACAGCCUCAUCUGCAAGGUGGGAGACCUGCCGCCCUCGGUCAUCCCGGUGCACAUGGUGGUGGUGGGCUGCCCCAUCAGCUCUCUGAGGACCAACUACAGCGCUGCCCAGUUCCAGAAGGAGCCUGUCCUCAGGUUCAGCACCCAGGUCUCUGGAGGAGAGACAGUCACCCGUGUCCUGCGCCUGAAUAACUCCAGCCCCUGUGACAUCCGCCUGGACUGGGAGACCUACGUGCCGGACGAGAGGGAGGACCAGCUGCUGGAGCUGCUGGUGUUUUACGGGCCCCCUUUCCCGCUGCGGGACCAAGACGGACGCGAGGUCCUGUGCCCCGAGACCCAGGAGAGCAGCAGCUCCUCCCAGUCCCCAAGUGUCUCUAAGGAGUCGUCCUCCAGCCCAGAAGAGGCCCAUUCUGCCGAGAGCAGCGCCAGCGCCAGCGCCAGCGACAGGGCCAAGCACAUCAUCUCGGUUGUCCUGCAGGAGCACGAGGGGGUGCCCUCGGACCACCUGUACCGCAUCAGCCCCAAGCAGGUGGUGGUCCCUGCCGGGGGCAGCAGAGCCAUCUCCAUCUCCUUCACGCCCAUGGUCCUCGGCCCCCACGUGCUGCACAAGGUGGAGUGUGCUGGCUACGCCCUGGGCUUCAUGAGCUUGGACAGCAAGGUGGAAAGGGAGCUUCCAGGGAGGCGGCGGCGCCUGCAGGACUUGGCCGUGGGACCCCUGAGGCUGGACCUGCAGGGCUUCGUGAGGCCCGCACAGCUAAGCGUGGAGCUGGACUACGGCGGCGGCACGCACUUCCGGCUCCAGGCCAGUGACCUCAUCCCCGAGCAGCCCUGUGCUGGGGUGCUGAGUGAGCUGGUGACCACCCACCACCUGAAGCUGACCAACACCACGGACAUCCCGCACUACUUCUGGCUCCUGGUCUCCAGGCCCUUCUCCGUUUCUCCAGAUGGAGCUAGCCGCGGCCACGGGGCUCCUGGCGCUGGCCAGGAGCAGGAGGGUGAGGAGGGGUCGGCCGCAGCCGGCAGGCAGCUGGUGCUCCACCCGCAGGAGAACAUGCUGGUGGACGUGUCCUUCUCGCUCUCCCUGGAGCUGCUCUCCUAUCAGAAGCUCCCGGCUGACCAGAUGCUGCCCGGAGUGGACAUUCGGCAGAGCGGGAGUGGAGAGAAAGAGAUGGUGUUUACCCAGAAUCUGCUCCUGGAGUAUGCCAACCAGACCACCCAGGUGGUGCCCCUGCGGGCCACUGUGGUGGUGCCCGAGCUGCAGCUCUCCACCAGCUGGGUGGAUUUCGGGACCUGCUUUGUGAACCAGGAGCGAGUCCGGGAGAUCUACCUGAUGAACCUGAGUGGCUGCCGGAGCUACUGGACUGUGCUGAUGGGCCAGAAGGAGCUGGACAAGGAGCCUGCGGCCUUCAGGGUCUCCCCGAGCAGUGGGCUGCUGGAGGCACGAUCUGUCAACGGGCCUCCCACCUCCAUCAUCCUGCAGGUUCUCUUCACCGCCAGGAGCAAUGAGCUGUACGAGUCCACGCUGGUGGUGGAAGGCAUGCUCGGCGAGAAGGCCUGCACCCUGCGGCUCCGGGGCCGAGGCUCUUACGAUGAGAGAUUUGUGCCGCCCUACCAGCUCUGAGGCUCCGCCCUCAGAGCCACCGCGCCCCCAGCCAACAUGGAAAUAAACAUGGCCCAGAGCUCAGGACAGGUGUGCUGUGCAGGGCACACGCUGGA